AUGGGUAUCGAGAAGUACAAGGGACGUGUCGCACUGGUUACUGGCGCCAGUGCGGGCAUCGGCGCUGCCAUAGUGCAGGCGCUGCUGAAAGAAGGACUCACCGUCGUGGGAAUGGCCAGGAGGGUUGAAAAGAUCAAGGAACUUGAGGUGAAGGGCGCUCCCGGUAAACUUCACGCCAUCGCCGGAGAUGUGGGUGACGAAGGUAGCAUCCUGUCUGUCUUCAAGUGGAUUAAGGACAACCUCGGAGGCGUCGACGUCCUGAUUAACAAUGCUGCUUCUUUUCCACACAGCCAACCGACCGAGGGCAAGACAGAAGACUGGAAGAGUAUCCUGGACGUGAAUGUCCUGGGUCUGAGCAUCUGCACCAGGGAGGCCGUGCAAGACAUGCUGAGGAGAGGUGUCGAUGACGGCUUCAUCAUCCACAUCAACAGCAUCGUAGGACACAUACCGCCGUUCAUAGCCGCAGGAGCGAUGUACGGUGCCAGCAAGCAUGCAGUGAAAGUCUUGCUGGAAGGGUUGAGGAAGGACCUCACGGCCAGGGGUAGCAAGAUACGAGUAGGGCAAAUUUCCCCUGGUAUGGUGGAUACCGAAGGACUGAGGAGAACGGUGCCAGAGCUCGACUUGCCGAAAGAGUUAAAAGAGUCGCCUGCCUUGCAUCCAGAGGACAUCGCUGACGCUGUUGUUUACAUGCUGUCGCGACAUCCGCGCGUACAGGUCUAUGAGAUGCUGGUCAUCCCGACUGCAAGUCCACUAUAA
Schistocerca piceifrons (Central American locust) is the source of this 756-nucleotide messenger RNA. Its product is annotated as farnesol dehydrogenase-like. The transcript has 6 exons. NCBI's taxonomy places the organism in Eukaryota, Metazoa, Arthropoda, Insecta, Orthoptera, Acrididae. Bases 1 to 756 code for a protein of 251 amino acids. The record is from RefSeq and is a predicted model, not a curated record. Gene Ontology annotation, molecular function: oxidoreductase activity.